Penicillium waksmanii is the source of this 321-nucleotide messenger RNA. RefSeq names its product tetratricopeptide repeat protein. The record is from RefSeq and is a predicted model, not a curated record. The transcript has a single exon. The coding region runs from base 1 to 321 and encodes 106 amino acids. Gene Ontology annotation, molecular function: protein binding. Lineage: Eukaryota; Fungi; Ascomycota; Eurotiomycetes; Eurotiales; Aspergillaceae.
AUGUACCAGCGAGCACUGGUAGGCUACGAGAAGGCUAUCGGUCCAGAUUAUAUGUCCACUCUUAGUACAGUCAACAAUUCUGGGACUCUCUAUCUUUAUCAGGGGAGGCUGAAAGAAGCAGAGGAGAUGUAUCAGCGAGCACUGGCUGGCAUAGAGAAGGUUCUCGGUCCUGAUCAUACGUCCACUCUUGAUACAGUCAACAACUUUGGGAAUUUUUACUUAGAUCAAGGGAAGCUGCAAGAUACCGGCGAGCACUGGCAGGCAAAGAUAAGGCUCUCGGUCCUGAUCAUAUUUCUACUCUUGAUACAGUUCGCACUGUAA